This is a messenger RNA of Closterium sp. NIES-65, 5325 nucleotides long. The record is from the annotation of a GenBank genome assembly. NCBI's taxonomy places the organism in Eukaryota, Viridiplantae, Streptophyta, Zygnematophyceae, Desmidiales, Closteriaceae.
AUGGCAGCUCCACCUCCCGAUCUACUGACCGACUCUGUCCCCGCCGCGCCCACUGGCCUGGCCGACGGUGGCUUUCCGGGAGGGCUGCCUGGAGGGCGCGCGCCUGAUCCCGGCGGGGUAGCGGGGCGCGCAACGGGUUUGACCGCCAUGGGCUUCUCGGCGGGCGGGCGGCGCAAUCCGUUGCGCGGAAAGAAGGCGGGCACGCCCGCCGUUGGCACCACCGAACGCGGACUGAUCUCCGCGGAGCAACCAGCAGCGGUUACUGUGCACGCGGCGAAGAAGCAUGUAGGAGGCAUGUGGGAGGAGAGGCAUGUGGGAGGAGGAGAGGCAUGUGGGAGGAGGAGAGGCAUGUGGGAGGAGGAGAGGCAUGUGGGAGGAGGAGAGGCAUGUGGGAGGAGGAGAGGCAUGUGGGAGGAGGAGAGGCAUGUGGGAGGAGAGGCAUGUGGGAGGAGGAGAGGCAUGUGGGAGGAGAGGCAUGUGGGAGGAGGAGAGGCAUGUGGGAGGAGAGGCAUGUGGGAGGAGGAGAGGCAUGUGGGAGGAGGAGAGGCAUGUGGGAGGAGAGGCAUGUGGGAGGAGGAGAGGCAUGUGGGAGGAGGAGAGGCAUGUGGGAGGAGAGGCAUGUGGGAGGAGGAGAGGCAUGUGGGAGGAGGAGAGGCAUGUGGGAGGAGAGGCAUGUGGGAGGAGGAGAGGCAUGUGGGAGGAGGAGAGGCAUGUGGGAGGAGGAUAGAAGCAUGUAGGGGGAAGCCCCUUCUCCCAGUUCCGUGCAUCGCUUCCUCGUUUCUCGCUCAACCGUCCUCAUCCUCCUCUGCCCUUACCUCUCUUUUCCUCCUCUGCCCCUUCCUCUCCUCCUUCGCCCUGUCCUAUCGGCCCUCCUCUCCCUUGCGCCCCUCCUGCGCGGCCCGGCGUGUGUCAGCUCGUGUCGUACGGCCAGCUCGCCACGGCUCUCAAGGAGGCAGCCGGAUCCACGGACCAGAGCAGAAGAAGCGGCAGCAGCUGGUGGCGCUUGUGUUCCCCAAGCUCGCUGUGUACAACUCCGUGGACCCCUCUCUCGCCACUGCUCUGCUGCUCGUGAGUGCCACCGCUCUGCUGCUCGUGAGUGCCACCGCUCUGCUGCUCGUGAGUGCCACCGCUCUGCUGCUCGUGAGUGCCACCGCUCUGCUGCUCGUGAGUGCCACCGCUCUGCUGCUCCUGCUGCAAGGGUCAUCGGACGUGGUGGUGCUGCGCUACUGCUACUACUUCCUCGCUCGCAUCCUCACUGAGAGUGCCAACGCUGGCAGCUACAACGAGGGCGGCGGCGUGCCCACCCCCAACUGGGACACCCUGGCUGACGUCUCUGCUGGUGCCGCCUCCCUCUCCCUCCCUCUCCAUCCCCCUCCUUCCCUUCCACAUGCCAUCCGCGCCCACAAUCUGGCAAGCAAGCCUGCUACUCUCACGCUGCUCCUCAUGACGCCUGUUGCGCUCUCCCUCAACUUCAAUGGGUCACAAGCGGCCACAAGGGCAGAGCUGCUCUCUCUCAUACUCUCUCGCCUCGCCACUGAAGCAUCCACCCCUGAUGUCGCUGUGCAUGCGCGGCGCAUGGCGGCGCUCAAGGCGCUGGCGUGUGCGCCCAUGGCCCACCAGGACGCCUAUGCUGCGCUUGUCCGCAUCAUUCUCGCCAUCCUUGACUCGUGCUUUUACGCUCUCUUGCUCUGCAGCAGGGCUCUCUUUGAGUCUCGUCUCCUGCGAUGCAACUCCUUCCCCGGCACUGCAUCCUCGUACCCCCCGUACUGCACCCCUCUCCACUGCACUGCAUCCUCUUCCGCCGCUUUCUACCCCCUUUCCCCGCACUGCACCGCGUGGCAGGUGACGGAGGACCGGAAGAAGCGGCGGCGGUGGAGGGAGCUGCUGCGGCGGGGCGCCAAGGCCAAGGACGCGGCGCUGCGGGGCAACCUCUUUGGCGCCGCGCUCUCCGCGCUGCGCCGCCUGCCGCUCGACCCCGCCUCCGAUGCCUUCGUCGAGCGCGUCGUGCUGGGCAUAGGGUGUGGGGAUGCAGUGGGGCUGCGCCAUGCGCUCUCCAUGGCGGCCGACAUCGCCCUCGUCAACCCCCUCGCCCUCGCCACCUCCAUCUCGCGCCUGGCGGGGGGGUCACUGGCGGCGGCCAUCAGGGCGCCCGACAUGUUUGCUCGAGUGUACCUCGCACGCCUCUGUGCUGCCCUCGUGCACGCCUCCCAGAUCUACGAUCGGGCUGACUUCAGAGGGCUGUUCUCGGCGUUUCUCUUCCAGCUGCUCUACGAUGCCAAUGUGCGCGUCUGCCUCGAAGCCAUCUGCUGCAUCACCGCCACCUUCUCUGCCAAAGUCGAACCCACCACGGCGCAGCGGGCGGAUGGGUGGCAGAUUCUGACCACCUCGCUCAUGGACACGCGCGGGGCGGCGAGGGACCUCGCGGGCGGCAAGGCCGGGGGCUCCAAGGAGAAGGAGGCCAUGCCCCUGCCGCCCUCCUACGACCUCGUGCUCAAGGUGGUGGCGCAUAGGGUGGACUAUGCGCUGCGCAGCACAUCACGGCCCAUGCUGCACGCGGCGCUGAGGGCGGUGGCGGAGGUGGGCAAGGCGCGCGCGGCAGCACUCUCCCUGGGGCUCUUCACAGAGGCGCCGCAGCUGCCACAGGACGACGCUGCUGACUUCCAGCAGGGUGUGCCGCCCUUCCCUCCUCUCUCACUCUCUCCCUCCUCUCUCGCUCUCUCCCUCCUCUCUCGCUCUCUCCCUCCUCUCUCGCCCUCUCCCUCCUCUCUCGCCCUCUCCCUCCUCUCUCGCCCUCUUUCUCCUCUCUCGCCCUCUCCCUCCUCUCUCGCCCUCUCCCUCCUCUCUCGCCCUCUCCCUCCUCUCUCGCCCUCUCCCUCCUCUCUCGCCCUCUCCGUCCUCUCCGUCCCCUCCGUCCCGUCGCCGUCCCCUCUCCGUCCCCUCUCGCCCCCUUGCUGCUGCUCUCCCUCCGCUCGCUUCACUUGGACGAUGGGCAAGCAGGCGGCCCCCAAGGAGAAGGUGACGGUGGACUCGCUGCUGGCAGCCCUCAUGGAGGCCGUGCGCUGCACCGUCGCCUGCGAGUGCGUCUACGCACUGAAGGCGAUGAUAUGGAUGCAGAGUGAGUACGAGUCGAGCGCGGAGCUCAAGGCCACGCUGCUGGGCGAGCUGGACGACCCCGCCUGGCCCGCCGCCCUCCUCAACGACCUCCUUCUCACCCUCCACGCGCGCUUCAAGGCCACGCCAGACAUGGCAGUCACCAUUCUGGAUCUCGCCAGCCUCUUCGUCACAAGGGUGCCCUCCAAAGUCGACACCACCACCCUGCAGGCGCUCUGGAAGGUGCUCCCCCUUGCCCCCUCCCUCAUUUCCCCUCCCCGCUCCCUCUCCCCGCUCCCUCUCCCCGCUCCCUCUCCCCGCUCCCUCUCUCCGCUCCCUCUCCCCGCUCCCUCUCCGCGCUCCCUCUCCCCGCUCCCUCUCCCCGCUCCCUCUCCCCGCUCCCUCUCCCCGCUCCCUCGCCCCGCUCUCUCUCCUCGCUCCCUUUCGCCGCUCUCUCUCUUCGCUCCCUCUCCCCGCUCCCUCUCCUCGCUCCCUCUCCUCGCUCCCCCUCAUCGCUCCCUCCCCUCGUUCUUUUCUCCUCCCGUUCCUACGUGUCUGGUGGGCUGUGGUCCACAGGGCAAGCAUCUGGCGCUGGAGGCCGUCAGCACCGUGCUCGACCUGCCUCCCCCGCCCCCGCCCCAGCUGCCCUCCUCUCACGGCGCUGCUGCUGUCAGCGCCGCGCCCAUCUCACACCCGCGCUCCGCCAUCGCCCUUCAGCGCAUCACCCACGCCGCUGUACGCCCCUCACCUGCUGCUUCACCUGUUCGCUCACCCCCACUCUAUUCGCUCUCUCUCUUUCCCAAUCUAUUCACUCCAUAUCUUUCCGCUGUACGUGCCCCGUCUCUUGCCUGUUCUAUGUGCCCCAUCUGGUUUCUGGGGGAGAACGCCAACUUUGCGGCGGGCGAGUACGCGUGGGAGAGUGCGACGCCGCCCGGGGCGGCGCUGAUGCUGCUGGACGCGGAGAGCAUGGUGGCGGCGGCUGGCAUGCGCAACCCCACGCUCGCCCAGGCCAUGCAGCGCCUGCAGCGCACCGCCACCACCGGUGCCUGGGAGGACCGGGUGGUGGCGGUGUAUGCGCUGAUGACGGUGGCGCUGCGCUCAGGCGAGCCGUACCGCCUGCAGAUCUACGAGUUCUUCCACGCCCUCUUCUACGGCGGUGGCUCCUCCCGCAAGGUGCGGGGCAUGGCACUGGGCGUAUCAAACGGCGAGGACAGGGGCGCCAGUGGCACAGGACUGGGGGGCAUCAUUGCACCCAUGCUAAGAGUGCUGGACGAGAUGUACCGCUGCCAGGAUGUCAUGAUGCGGGACAUACGGCUGCACGAGUUCAGUGGGGAGGAGUGGCAGGAGGAGCAGCUGGAGCGCAUAUACGACAUGCACGAGCGCCUCAUGGACCUCGCGCUGCUCUUCUGCUUCGUGCCGCGCCACAAGUACCUCCCCCUCGGCCCCAUGAGUGCGCGGCUGACAGCGCAGUACCGGGCGCGGCGGGGCAUGGAGGCGGGGGUGGGGCGCAGUGAGGCGGAGCUGAGGGCCACUCUCGAGGGGCUGCUGCGCCACACCGGCUCCGCCCCCAAGGACGCCGCCGUCUUCCCCCCGCUCACCCUCCUCGAACCCCUCGCUGACUUCCCCACUGCGGGCGCCCUCAAGGUGACGGACAUGCUGGGCGGCGGUGGAGACGAGAGCCUGUCAGUACCGGCAACGCCGCGGCGGUACGAGGGCAUGGCGAGUGCGUUUGAUGCGGUGGCGGGCGACACAGGCAUGGGCAGCACCUUUGAUGACGUGUACGCGUCGUCGCUGCUCGAGGCCGACGAUGAUGCCGAGAGCGAGGUGUCGGACGGCUCGGCAUCACCCACGCCGUCCACCACAGCAGAGGCGUUUGGCAACAUCCGCAACUGGGACGAGGAGAGCCUGUCAGGCGACAAGGGGGCAAGCGGAGCAUCAGCAGGGCAGUCGGCGGCACAGGCAGGGCGGGGGAGGGGGGGCGAGGAGGAGGAGGACGAGGGGUACGACUACGAGGCGGAGCUGCGCAGGCGGGCGGGCGACAGCGGCGCAAAGCAGAGAGGCCGCGCGCUCUACGCUUUUAUUGCAGGCGAUGAGGACGAGCUGUCACUGAGUGUGGGGGAGGAGGUGGAGAUAGAGUACGAGGCGGACGGGUGGUACCAUGCCAGGAAGGUCAACCCCGCUCCCGAUGGCAAGCAGGCGGGCUUCGUGCCCGUGCUCUACCUGGACACACGCUGA